CUCCGUGCUCACGUCUUUCCCUGCAUUUUCCCGUCUUUUCCUUAUUUUUCUCUUUCUUCCUUCAUGUCGACGUGUUUUGGUGGUGAAAAGAGGGAAAAAGAAAAACGACCGCGAGAUCUCCAAUUUCCAUGGCAGUUGCAGAACAACCUCUGCGUCCAACUUGGCGAAGGUUUUGUUAAAUCUGUCUGAGUUUGGGGUUUUGCUUGGAGAUAUUUUCUGGGUUUGAUUUGAUUGGGAGAAGCUUUCGUCUGUGAAUAUGUCACACUCGCAUAACGAUACCGUACCACUCCACCCUUCUUCCCAGUCUGAUAUUGACGAGAUCGAGAAUCUUAUUAAUGCCAGUGUCCUGUCUGGGCCUGCUACAGUGCUUCCUGCAAGACCACCCAGUCCUCCCAGGGCCUCCAUUCCUGUUUCUUCAUCUCCGUUUAUAGCUUCCAAUCUUCCUCCUCCUCCACAACAGAAGUCUUCUAGUAUCCCUGUUCCUCCUGCCUUGCCUCCUACCAAUUCUCAGUCGAAUUCUGGUCAAAAUGUCUCUGCAAGUGGGUUUGGUUCACCCCCGAAUACACUGACGGAGCCUGUGUGGGAUACUGUGAAGAGAGAUUUGGCUCGGAUUGUUAGUAAUUUGAAGCUUGUGGUGUUCCCUAACCCAUUUCGUGAAGACCCUGGGAAAGCAUUGCGGGAUUGGGAUCUUUGGGGGCCAUUUUUCUUCAUCGUGUUCCUAGGUCUUAUAUUGUCUUGGUCAGCAUCCGUGAAGAAGUCUGAGGUUUUUGCAGUUGCUUUUGCACUUCUUGCUGCUGGCGCCAUAAUUCUGACACUGAAUGUUUUACUCCUGGGUGGGCACAUCAUCUUCUUUCAGAGUCUAAGCCUUCUUGGUUAUUGCCUGUUCCCUCUUGAUGUUGGAGCCCUGAUCUGUAUGUUGAAGGACAAUGUGAUAAUAAAGGUGGUUGUGGUUUGUGUGACAUUGGCAUGGAGCUCCUGGGCGGCGUAUCCAUUUAUGAGUUCUGCUGUCAACCCCAGGAGAAAAGCCCUUGCUCUUUAUCCGGUCUUCCUUAUGUAUAUAUCUGUUGGUUUUCUGAUAAUUGCCAUCAACUAAGGCAUCAAAGAGGGUGGGUACUGAUCAUAUCUCAGCCAUCGAGGUUCAGAUGCAGGUAUUGAUUGGCAUUUGACAUGGUUAUUUUGCAUCUAAUGUGAUUUAGUGAUUUUGUUCCAAUUUUUGAUCCUACUUGGUUUUGGGAGAUUUAAAUUUGUCCGACUUACAUAGUUGUAUAAGUUUGUUUUUUU
This is a messenger RNA of Telopea speciosissima, 1281 nucleotides long. Its product is annotated as protein YIP4b-like. The coding region runs from base 257 to 1093 and encodes 278 amino acids. Gene Ontology annotation, cellular component: membrane; trans-Golgi network. The transcript has 4 exons. The record is from RefSeq and is a predicted model, not a curated record. Gene Ontology annotation, biological process: endoplasmic reticulum to Golgi vesicle-mediated transport. NCBI's taxonomy places the organism in Eukaryota, Viridiplantae, Streptophyta, Magnoliopsida, Proteales, Proteaceae.